This is a messenger RNA of Drosophila mauritiana, 689 nucleotides long. It is a transcript of the gene rtv, whose product is annotated as protein quiver. The transcript is spliced from 2 exons. The record is from RefSeq and is a predicted model, not a curated record. Bases 111 to 566 code for a protein of 151 amino acids. NCBI's taxonomy places the organism in Eukaryota, Metazoa, Arthropoda, Insecta, Diptera, Drosophilidae. Gene Ontology annotation, biological process: sleep; positive regulation of voltage-gated potassium channel activity; regulation of synaptic transmission, cholinergic.
UGGUAACACUAAUUCACGAUUAAUCUUCCUUGAUUUUGACAUUUACAUAUAUUUAUCACUUAUAUUAUUCAUUAUUGACUAGUUAGUAGGCGAAAUAAGAAAACGGGACCAUGCAAUUUACGAGCCAUUUACUGGCUGUGAUUCUUCUCAUAAGUUUGGUCUCAAUCGAUGGCCUCCUGCGCCGCUGCUAUCAGUGCCGAUCCCGCGGCGAACUGGGCAGCUGCAAGGACCCCUUCACCUUCAAUGCAACGGACGUGGAGCAGGAGCCGGGAGUGGCGGCCAUCCCGUGCGCCAGCGGCUGGUGCGGCAAGGUGAUCGAGGGCGGCGGCACCUAUGCCAUCGACGACUACGACCUGGCCAUCCAGCGGAUGUGCGUGCAGCGCGGUCCGGACGACAACAUGGACCGCUGUGCGGACACCAUCUACAACUACAAGAAGGUGUACAUGUGCUUCUGCCAGGGCGACCUGUGCAACGGCGCGAGGAGCUGGUCCAGUGCACCUGCGAUGAUCCUCAUUCCCGUGGUGCCGCUGAUCGCCUCCUGGCUGCUCCAGCGGAUGCGAAACUAGACUCUGUUUGCUUUCUGCGCUCUUAGCCAACAAUGUGUAUAUAUAUAUCUUCCAAUACUCAGCAACAUUUAAUGCAAUAUCCACAGUUUGAUAAAUACAAACUAUUUUUGGUUAAUACUUAAA